This is a messenger RNA of Salarias fasciatus (jewelled blenny), 4060 nucleotides long. It is a transcript of the gene grb7, whose product is annotated as growth factor receptor bound protein 7. The record is from RefSeq and is a predicted model, not a curated record. The coding region runs from base 1637 to 3223 and encodes 528 amino acids. The transcript has 14 exons. NCBI's taxonomy places the organism in Eukaryota, Metazoa, Chordata, Actinopteri, Blenniiformes, Blenniidae. Gene Ontology annotation, biological process: signal transduction.
UGGAAAUAGAGAGGCUGGGACUGAAUCCCUGUGAUUUACUGUGACCGUCUGGCGGUCUUUGGUCCCCGAAGCCGAGCCUGCAGGAGGAUCCGUGUCCUCUGGAUUCUGCUGGAUGUGACAGCAGCUCUGGUCGAGCAGGUUUCCUUCUGUCCUGAAGCCAAACUGAACCCUGGUGAACCUGCCGAUGUGCCGCCGCCGUUCAGACUCCAGUGGGACUGAAAGCUCACCGGCUUGACGCGCCUGAUGAUUAUAGAGACGCUUCAGUUCUCCGUGAACUCCUGCAGACGAAACCAGACUCUUUCAGUCCAGGUCCAGCUCUUCUGGUCCAGGUCUGGUGGUCCUGUGCGACCUGUAGCCUGAGUCUCCUGCCUUGACUCCCAGUUUGGUCUCCAUUAGCUGCUCCCAGAUGUGGGCGUUCCAGAGGGAAGGCUUUCCAGGCGACAAGACAGGAAUGCAAAUACGAAUCAAGUCCGUCCUGCAUCUGUCUUCUUGGGUGUUGGACUCGAGGCUUUGGGGGUCCAGAGGUCGGUCCACGACCUGCUGGAUUAAACCUCUCCUGAAGUAUCGGGUCCAGAACAGCAGGGAUCGGGGAUUUCUGAGGUUCUUUGAGUUUUCUACCAGUUUAUGAAGGAAGUAGCUCCUCAGUUUGACUAAAAUAUCCAGAAAUUUAUCUCAGUUCUAUUGUUUUUCUUUUUAAUCUGCUGUGAGAAACUGAACAAUUUUAACAGUUGUGAUACUUUUAAAAUAUUCAUAUGGCGUUGAACGUCUGGGGUCCUGGAUAGAAGAUGUGGGUUAGGGUUUGUUUUCUUCCAUUCUCACACGCUCAAUGGAGUUUUUAAUGACCGGAGUUUAAUUUGAGGUUGUUUGGAUCGUACCUGUGCUCCCAGACUUUCACCUUUUAGAUCGAACAGUUUGGUAUAUUUAAUUUCUUAAUUUUCUCGGCUAGUUAACUUUAGCUUCCAGGAUGAAUUUGGCUGAAUAAGCGUUUCAUUAAUCUUUCUGGCGACACUGGAAACUGUCACAAACCAACCAAUGGUGGUUUGAUGGGACGCUGGUUUCCAGAAACACGCCGGUCUUCAGACGUGAUUUAAUUGUUUCCUCCGGCGGGCCGGUGCCAGGUGACACAACCGCCGGCGGCACGUCACAGUGCUCGUAACGCGCCGUGCACGCCUCGCGCUCGCCGCUCAUUGUUUUUAAAAAUGUCGUGUGACGGGUGAAGCUCUUCUGCCCGGAUGACGCUCGGCAGGCGUCGCCUGGAAAUUCAGGUUCAGGUUAAACUCUGGCCGUCUGCCACCGCCGCUCUAUUUUCAGGAACCACGGUGUGUUGUUGUUGUUGUUGUCGUAGGGUUGUGCGUGAGUGCCGAGUGUCAUGUGCUUCCUUUGUUUUCACAGAAAACAGGCGUGUGUUAGUGAAGCCGGGAUGUUUUUGAGGUUUUGUUUUCUCGGCUGCUCACCCCGCUGAUGCUUGACUCCUCCACAUGUGGAACAAACAGGCUUCAUUUAUGGACUUUUUCAUUUUCUUUUUUCCAGAUUGUUGGUUUUCUCAGUUCCUCGGGUGGAGUCGCUCUAGCAGUCGGCUGUGAUAGAGGUGGAGUCCUGACCCCCCCCCCUCGCUGCUCCGCCGCCCUCGGGUAUCAUGAUGGAGGUGGCCGGUCCGUGGACCGAAGUGUUCGAGACGUCGGAGAGGCCGGAGUCGCCCGGGGCGGACGAGGCGCUGCUGGGCAGCUCCACCCUGACCCUGGCUCCUCUGGUCAGCAAGUCUCCGUCAGUCCGACGCUCCCAGCCCAUCCUCAUCACCCCCAACAGGGUGAAGGACUCGUCCUCGUCGUCGUCCUCCGUCCCGUCCAUCCCGAACCCGUUCCCCGAGCUGUGCAGCCCCUCCAAGUCUCCCGUGCUGAACAGCUCCUACCCUCCACAGCUGGGAGACAAACAUCUGAUCAAGGUGUACGGGGAGGACAACCACAGCCGCUCGCUGUGGGUCUCUUCUGGAGCGUCGGCCCGGGAGGUGUGCCACAUGCUGGUCCAGACGGCCCACUGCAGCGACCAGGAGAACUGGGCCCUGCUGGAGCUCUACCCGUCGCUGGGCCUGGAGCGCUGCCUGGAGGACCACGAGGUGGUGCUGGAGGUCAAGGGGACCUGGUCUGUGAAGGGCGACACCAGGUUCAUGUUCUGCAAGAACUACGCCAAGUACGAGUUCUUCAGGAAGCCCACGCUCUUCUUCCCGGAGUCCAUGAUCUCCGACAGCGCCGACGUCAGUAAGGGGCUGAUGUCCUCCGAGCUCAUCCAGAACCUGCUGAAGUCCGGAACGUGUCCGGAGAUCCAAGGCUUCCUCCACAUCAAGGAGUCCAGCCGGAAGGCCUGGAAGAAGGUUUACUUCUUCCUGCGACGCUCCGGGCUCUACAGCUCCACCAAGGGCUCGUCCAAGGAGCCUCGUCAUCUGCAGUACGUGGCCGACCUGGACGAUCUGAACGUCUACUCGGUGGUGAACAGUCGGAAACUGUACGGAGCGCCGACGGACUUCACCUUCUGCAUCAAGCCUUCCAAAAACCCCAUCCGGGUCCAGGACCUGAAGAUCCUCUGUGCUGAGAACGAGCAGACCCGGACCUGCUGGACGUCGGCCUUCAGACUCUUUAAGUAUGGGAAGCAGCUCCAGUGUAACUAUCAGCUGUCCAAGUCGGCUCCUCGGAGUCUGGAAGGAAGUAACCUCACCGAUGGAAAAUCAAAGUCUGAGGCCAGCCUGGUGGCCAUGGACUUCUCAGGGAAGGCUGGAGGACGGGUCAUCCAGAAUCCAAUGGAGGCCGAGAGCGCAGGGAGGGAGGAGGGCCAGGCCUGGAGGAGACGAGAAGCUCUGCGCUGCAGCCUGCCCAACCUCACCUCUGCUGCCAGGCCGUCCUCCAUCCACAAGACUCAGCCGUGGUUCCAUGGAGGAGUUUCCAGAAAAGAAGCUCAGAGGCUGAUUGAGAAGCAGGGCCUUGUGGACGGCAUGUUCCUGAUCCGGGAGAGCCAGCAGCACGCCCAGUGCUUCGUCCUGUCGCUGUGUUACAAGCUGAAGACCAAACACUACCUGGUGAUCCCGUGUGAAGACGGCGGCAGGAAGUACUUCACCAUGGACGACGGGCUGACGCUCUUCAUCGACCUGCUGCAGCUGGUGGAGUUUCACCAGAUCAAUAAAGGCAUCCUGCCGGUCUGCCUCAAGCACCCGUGCGUGUGCGUGGCGCUCUGAGGACGUCCGGGCAGACCGCCGACCCCCGCCCCUCGGGAUUUUAACCACUCCCACAACACGUGCGGCUCCAGACGGGUUGUUCUUUUAAUGUGUUCUUAAAGAGCCGCGUCAGAAAAACACUCCUGCACUUUCAUGGGAAUCGAACCUGCUGCCACGACAGGAGGAGACCACCAGAGGGUGCUCUGAGGCCACGCUCAGACGAGAAGGGGACGGAUGAUGGAUUUCUGAUACUGUUGUCGUGGAAACGGCCCAGGUUGCAAUCAUGUAGCAAAAAAAACCCCUUUUUUGUGUGUGUGUCUUUUGAAGAGGAAACGCUUGUUUUGCACAGCGACGGUGACGGAAGAUCCACUCCGAUGACGGACAUCAGACGGAAACGGAGUUCAGGAGAACUGCAACGCCGGUACGUACCAGCAGGUGGUGCAGUUUCCACAGGUCAGACGGCGUUGUAGCCAGCAGGUUAGCUCGCUCACCUCCUUGGAUUUACAAUGAGUUUGCACGCCUGAAUGUGGAGUCGAUCAGGACGUCCGACUUCUCCUGCUUUAACUCCUAAUUCCACACUGAAAAAAAAAAAAAAAAACUUGUAAAUAAACUGGGACUUUCUGCAUCUUGAAGGAAAAAAAACAACCCUCUUCAGUUCUUGGUUUGGUGGCUGUGUGAAUGUUUGUGACUUUUGCACUUCCGCUUCGUGUUUUUAUCAUGAAGGUUUGUCGUUGAAAUGUCUCCUCAGCUCUCAGUCGUUUUGUUUUGUCCGGCAGUCUUUUGUUAGUUUUAUUUGCAUCAUGUGUCUUCAUCAGGCCUGUUUUUUAUAUAUUGUGAAUUAAUAAUUUUCAUAUUAAA